GUUUUAGUCCUUUUUACGAAAUAGAAGGAGGAUGACCGUCGCCAAGAAAAUCGGCAUUGUCUGUUUGGUGACACGCGUCUGCCUGACGAGUGCCAUACUAGUGACCAAGGCAUCUGUGAAUCCGACGAAUGUACCGCGUCAGUGGCAUAGUUAUCUGCCGGCUACGAGCUCUCCGUUUGCGAAACAUCUGAAUCAUCAAUACGAUGAUCGUCGCGCAGUCAGCAGCGAUUUGAAGGAACUAUCAUCCUCCAGAGCCCUACAAGCAAAGCGUCUAGUGGGUCUUCAAUCUGCGUCGACGUCAAGUAUAAAUCGCAGGCAGAAGUCACAAACGGGUCCUCAGAGGUUCCCUACAGAAAUUCACCAGGACGACGUUUGGCUUUCGGCGAAAGUGCCGAACGCAUCUCCGCCGCCACCAUCGAAGACGACGACGACGGUGGCAACGACGACGACGACGACGACCUCGCCGACAACGUUAUCGGGACCUCGAGGUAUCCGGGAAAAUCAUCGCCACGUACCUCGACGAUUCGCGUAUCAGGAUGUCGAAGCAGUUGACAGAUACCUGACGCACGAGCUGAAUGACGAUAAAUUACCGUAUCGUGGAAAAGUUGAGGAGGCGACGUAUUACCAUCGAGAUCCGCAGGACAUAACGGCAGUCAUCAAGGCCCUCGAUCGCUUCCUGAGCCGUACUCUAAACGACGACGGUUACAAUAGUAAGGUACACCCGCCGCUCAAUCCUGUUCUCGCCCUCGUCCUGUCCCGAUACGGGCGUUACGUGCCCGGACCGCGAAACCCUCGCGUGUACGCGUAUUUGGCGGCGAACAAUAUUCACAACCAUCAACCCUUCGGCAAGUACAAAUACGAGUUCGACGAUGAGCCGAUUUACACGACUACAAGAUAGCAGAUGUACCACGUAUUAUUAAUUUGCGCAUGAAAAUAUGAUAAUGUAAACACAUAUUAUGAUUGACGGUGAAAUAAAAUAAUAACUUGUUAAUUAA
Molecule: messenger RNA, 995 nt
Organism: Wasmannia auropunctata (little fire ant)
Lineage: Eukaryota; Metazoa; Arthropoda; Insecta; Hymenoptera; Formicidae
Exons: 3
Coding region: 32-898 (288 amino acids)
Source: RefSeq, a predicted model, not a curated record